This is a messenger RNA of Asterias rubens (European starfish), 4110 nucleotides long. RefSeq lists its product as uncharacterized. Gene Ontology annotation, molecular function: protein binding. The record is from RefSeq and is a predicted model, not a curated record. The transcript is spliced from 7 exons. Bases 94 to 3582 code for a protein of 1162 amino acids. Lineage: Eukaryota; Metazoa; Echinodermata; Asteroidea; Forcipulatida; Asteriidae. Gene Ontology annotation, biological process: signal transduction.
GCCAGCGUGGAACCGAAAUUUACAAUCGACAUGUUGAGCUAUGUUUGCGUCAACAGCUGCUUAUAUCUGCUCAUUGAAUUCAUUUGAAGACUGAUGUCUUUCAAAAGCAGGCUGCACUGUCUUCCAAGUGAGGAUGUAGAGAUUGAACGAAGCAGACGCCAUCUCAAGAAGGUUGUUGAUCUUAGGGGGCAACACCUAAGCUCUGUCCCCCCAGGGCUGUUUAAGCACUGUCAUCUCCUGGUCAGGUUGGAGACCUUGGACCUGAGCUUCAACAACCUUAGAGAACUUCCAAGAUGUAUCGAUACGCUGAGGAAUCUCAGGCAUCUGCAUGUCCACCACAACAGCCUGAGAAGGCUUCCAGCGGAGGUCUCACGGCUGAAGCAGCUCCAAACAUUGGACGUCUCCCACAACAGGAUAACGACAAUCCCACAUUGCCUUUGCGAUUUGGAGAAUUUACAGGAGGUUAAUUUUUCUGGGAAUCAUGUGAAACACUUAGAUGAGGGGAUGUUUCGAUCUCCUGUCUUGCAAAUGUUUGCAGUUACUCGGAACCCAAUCAGGAAUGUACCACGGGAUGUAUACGUGCAUGGAUUGCGGGCAAUCCGCCGCCAUUUUGGAAUACAGAUAGAAAAACCUGUACGCUUUCAUUCCAGGCAGGUCCUGGAGGAAUUACCAAUACCAGAACAAGUGAGAACGUUACAGCUACGGCACAAAUCUAAUUUAGUUGACACGUGUUACAGGCACGACUCUGAACCUGAUGUCUCUGAUGAAAAUGAUGAAGAGGUUGCCGCUAUAAACAAAGGUGUAAGUAAACAUAAACAAAUAGCAGGUGUGGUGCUUCUUGACAGAAAGCUAUCCACAAGUGAUUAUGGCUCCUGUUCAGGGUCUAAUAUUGAAAGUGAUCUAAUCCAAAGAGUUAGUGACUGUGAUGGACUGAGCUGCCAUGGAGAUUGCGGAAGUGACAAUGAAGAAUUCGGGUUUGAUCUGUGUGAGGAGGAAGAUCGUUGUGAGAUUUGUAUGCGCCCUCUGAGUACAGAUUACAUUGACCUCAGUGAUAUGACCCCAUAUGACUGCAUCCUGCCAAACCGAUCCAGACUUCUCAAAGUGUGUAAUGUGACGGUAGUCAUCCCAGAGCACAACAAAAUGAACUACAUGCGCAAUGAAUUCACGCUUGACAUCAUAAGUGACAGUAGCUUUCGGCCGGAUGAAGACCCGAUUAUAGUCCAAGCCAGUCCUGUCGUACUCCUUGGGCCACAUGGAGCUGUGUUCUAUGAAGAUAAGCCAGCAGUAAUACGGCUUCCUCUGUUUACAAAGAUCACCUUCCCAACUCAAGUUCACUGCUUGCGAAGUAACACAGACGACCUUCAGAGACCAUUUUGGGAGCGUAUUCCAUCCAGUGAUUUCCGUGUACGGGAGGGCUAUAUCCUUCUUAAAACUAGUCACUUCUCUUUGUUCACUGCUGUUUUGAACAAGACCCCGUUCAGUGUCAACCGAACGAUAACUUCUCAUGAGGGUGGCGUUCUGGAGGUGAAUGAAAUACCUGGUUUACAGGUGAAGUUUCCAAGAGGGUGCGUUCAUGGAGAAGUAGAAGCCAGCAUCAAAGUCUUGUGCUCUGAACUUCCACCUGAAGUUCGAACAAACAUAAAUGUAACCGAUGCUCUGGCUACCCCAGCAGUCAUACUCCAACCACACGGCUACCUCUUCAAUGCCUUGCCAGACAAUCCAGUCACUGUAAGGCUUCCCCUUCCAGACUACAGCGCCAUCAUCCAGAACUUUGGUUUUGAGGCUGAGUUAUCGGUAUGGCAUAGCCCAACAACUGAGGACCAGCCUGUUGCUUGGGAAGCCUUGAACACAAACUUCAAGAUAGUCUGCGACGAGAAUGGAAACCACUUCAUCGACAUCCAAGUUCUGCACUUUUCAUGGCUCACUGCCCUUUGGGCGAGCAUCAGGGGAAAGAUGCAGAAUGCACGGCUCGGAGUUGGCUUUGCGUACUCCGGCGGUGCGGUAAAUAUGAAGUGCCAGGCCUGUAUGCUGGAAAACCCUGACACUGGGAAGUUUGGUCUGGUAGUCAUCUGCCAUAACAGUGAAGACCCCAUGCAGGAUGUGGGGAACUACGCCAAGAAUGUUGGUGGUAGCUUGAAGCCAGUAAGCAUAGGCCCAGGUGGAUCGAUCAUCGUCAAGCUGGGUAAAUCAGACUACUUUGAGGCGGACACGGCAGCCGGAGAGGAUGAAACCCUAGAACAGAUCGAGGAGAACUACAAGGGUGGGGAGUUUGAGAAGCAAUUUGCCUGCAAGUUCAAAGGCCAGCCCUCCAACAAGGACAUCUUUGGCAAAGUGUUUGUCAGAAGGCGUUGGGAAAAUGGCACGGAGGAUAGGCUUUUCGAAUUUAAUCUCAUCAAGAAAACAGACGAACCAGCUUCAUCUCCAGAGGAUCCAUGGACAGCAGCAUCACUCAAACAACUUGCAGAGAUGCACGGAAUCACAGAUGGAGAUAAUUGGAAGCAGUUUGCCCGGGCCCUUGGCUUCAGCUUACAGGACCUGCGCACUAAGUUUGGACGCAGUUCCGACAUCUUUGCUGCCAUCAUAGCCGAGUACCGACGGCAAGGCGGUACUCACAGCGACUUCCUAAAGACGCUAAAUGAGGUCGGCCGGGACCUGCGAGUAGGUGACAGUGAAGCGCAGCCACAACAGCAGCAAACAACUCCAGCGUCAAGUUGGAUGGAGAUGAUAUCAUUGGGAUGGCUGACGGGAGCUACGACUACUGCCUCGUCUAUCACAACGACGCCCUCAACGUCAAGAGGGUACAAUGAAGAGCAAGCUGGCCCAAGUGGGUUGAAUCUCACCAGCCCGCGGAGAAAACGUGUCUGCUCUACAUGCGAAACAGAAACCUCAACCAACACUCAUUCUGCUGCCAAGAGGUUACGGUACGGCACUGCCACUUCCAUGAGCCCGUCGACUGCCGUCUCAUCUGAGGCAAUCCUUCUAGAGUCCUUGAGAAUCAGUCCUGAGCCCAAGCUGCCCACUCCACCCCGGUCACCGGGUACCUCAGUCCUCGGAACACUGCCAACCUUCUCUCGUUACUCUCCGCCCCUUGGUACCAUGACGAAUAGACAUUCGCAUGUUGCGGUCGUGCAGUCUCACACCGGCAAUGUAAUGUCAGCACACACCUCAGGUCCAGUGCCCAACCAGUUCUACAAUACCCCUCUCACGGAGACAAGAUAUGGGUCCAUACCUUCAUCUUCAAGUCAGUCAAUGCCUGAGAUGCGGUUACGCGUGGAUGAAGAUCUGAUGAGAGGCAACACAGAGGAGAUCACCCAGCCGCAGCUCUAUCGCAUCGCACCCAUCAUCCAGCCCCACUGGCUCAAAGUGGCACGCUAUAUCCGGGAGGAUGAGACCUUAGAAGCUGACCUCAGGGCCAUCAGAGAGAACCAUACGGGACCGGAGGAGCAGGCUGUCCAGAUGCUACUCCAGUGGAGAGAUAAAUGCCCAGAUAUCUGCACCAGGGGAAAGCUGUAUUCGGCACUCUGUGAUUUGAACUUGAGGAACAUAGCGAAGAAGUGCACCCAGGUUUAUAAUCGAAGGUGAUAUUUGUUGAGAACUCUUUUGGCAUUAUGGUUGAGGACUGGCAGUUUCCACGCAAGAAAUUCAAACAAGGAGGGAUUCACAGAAAUAACUCUUGUAAAUUGUGAAUUUGAAAUAAUAAUAAAAAUGAGCUGUAAAACAAGUUUAAUUUCUUGCAAAUGUAUGAACUACAUACAGCCUGUUGUCUAUACGUUUGUGAUAGUGCAGAAUAUGUUUGUUAGUAAUGAAAUUCCAUGUACUAAAUAGAAGUACUUCAGUUUGUAUCCAAUACAAAAUAGAAGUGUAGUUGAAGUAUGUCAUCAAAAAAUUAUUUAACACUGAAAUACGAAUGAAGCAACAACAUUAAAUUUCAACCCUACAAGUACUUAAGAAUCAUAAAACAUUUUUUAUUCAAAUAAGUACUCGUCGUUUGUGAACUAGUACUCAAGUAAAGCAUAACUGCAACUUCUUGCUAUUCAAAGGUUUGUUAUUUUAUGCAUAUGUUGAGAUACAUCAAGUAAGAAGACUGGUCUUUGACAAUUACCAAUAGUG